Saccharomyces cerevisiae S288C is the source of this 4146-nucleotide messenger RNA. RefSeq names its product Ede1p (gene EDE1). The transcript has a single exon. Gene Ontology annotation, cellular component: cytoplasm. Gene Ontology annotation, molecular function: calcium ion binding. Bases 1 to 4146 code for a protein of 1381 amino acids. The record is from RefSeq and is marked reviewed. NCBI's taxonomy places the organism in Eukaryota, Fungi, Ascomycota, Saccharomycetes, Saccharomycetales, Saccharomycetaceae.
AUGGCAUCUAUUACUUUUAGAACUCCAUUAUCCUCUCAGGAACAAGCCUUUUAUAAUCAGAAAUUUCACCAAUUGGAUACGGAAGAUCUCGGGGUGGUCACUGGCGAGGCAGUCAGACCGCUCUUCGCGUCUUCUGGUCUUCCAGGGCAAUUACUAUCGCAAGUGUGGGCUACCGUCGAUAUAGACAAUAAAGGGUUUUUGAACUUGAACGAGUUUUCGGCUGCUUUGAGAAUGAUCGCUCAAUUGCAAAAUGCUCCCAACCAACCAAUUUCCGCUGCCCUAUAUGAGAGCACACCUACUCAACUGGCUUCUUUUUCUAUAAAUCAGAACCCAGCCCCUAUGCAAAGCGGUAGUGCAACCGGCAAUACAAACAACACUGAUAUUCCUGCCUUAUCCUCAAAUGAUAUUGCUAAAUUUUCACAACUGUUUGAUAGGACAGCAAAGGGUGCUCAAACUGUUGCUGGUGAUAAAGCCAAGGAUAUAUUUUUAAAGGCAAGAUUACCAAAUCAAACUUUAGGUGAAAUUUGGGCUCUUUGUGAUAGAGACGCAUCCGGUGUCUUAGACAAAUCUGAGUUUAUAAUGGCCAUGUAUUUGAUCCAACUAUGUAUGUCUCAUCAUCCUAGUAUGAACACACCACCGGCCGUGUUGCCUACUCAGCUGUGGGAUUCUAUUCGUUUAGAACCUGUUGUUGUUAAUCAACCAAACAGGACUACUCCUUUGAGUGCUAACUCCACUGGCGUAUCUUCACUAACAAGACACUCUACUAUAUCACGUCUAUCUACUGGUGCAUUCAGUAAUGCUGCUUCAGAUUGGUCUUUAAGUUUUGAAAAAAAACAACAGUUUGAUGCAAUUUUUGAUUCAUUAGAUAAGCAACAUGCUGGUUCGCUAAGCUCUGCUGUGUUGGUUCCAUUCUUCUUAUCCUCUAGAUUAAACCAAGAGACGUUAGCCACCAUCUGGGACUUAGCUGACAUCCACAACAAUGCUGAAUUCACCAAAUUGGAAUUUGCUAUUGCCAUGUUCUUAAUUCAAAAAAAGAAUGCUGGUGUCGAAUUACCGGAUGUUAUCCCCAAUGAAUUAUUACAGUCCCCCGCUUUAGGACUUUAUCCGCCAAACCCACUUCCUCAACAACAAAGUGCACCUCAAAUUGCCAUCCCCUCAAGAGCAAGUAAGCCUUCUUUACAGGAUAUGCCACACCAAGUUUCUGCCCCAGCAGUUAAUACUCAACCAACAGUUCCACAAGUUCUUCCUCAAAACUCAAAUAACGGUUCUUUGAAUGAUUUACUGGCUUUGAACCCUUCAUUCAGCUCUCCUUCUCCCACUAAAGCACAAACUGUGGUUCAAAACAACACAAAUAAUAGUUUUUCAUAUGAUAAUAACAAUGGCCAAGCAACAUUACAACAACAACAGCCACAGCAGCCUCCACCUUUAACUCACUCCUCCUCUGGAUUGAAGAAAUUUACUCCCACCUCAAACUUCGGUCAAAGUAUAAUCAAGGAAGAACCAGAGGAACAAGAGCAACUAAGGGAAUCCAGUGAUACUUUUAGCGCUCAGCCUCCGCCAGUUCCAAAACAUGCUUCAAGUCCAGUCAAACGUACAGCUUCAACAACACUGCCACAAGUUCCCAACUUUUCUGUGUUUAGCAUGCCAGCAGGCGCUGCCACUAGCGCUGCCACUGGUGCUGCUGUAGGCGCCGCAGUGGGUGCUGCUGCUUUAGGCGCAUCCGCUUUUUCAAGAUCUUCCAAUAAUGCAUUCAAGAACCAGGAUUUAUUUGCAGAUGGUGAAGCUUCUGCUCAGUUAUCUAAUGCUACCACAGAAAUGGCUAAUUUAUCUAACCAAGUAAACUCCCUGUCCAAGCAGGCAAGUAUAACUAAUGACAAAAAGUCAAGAGCGACCCAGGAGUUGAAACGUGUUACUGAGAUGAAAAAUUCCAUUCAAAUCAAAUUGAACAAUUUACGUUCUACCCAUGACCAAAAUGUUAAACAAACGGAACAACUGGAAGCACAAGUACUUCAAGUAAACAAAGAAAACGAAACAUUAGCGCAACAGUUGGCUGUAUCCGAAGCAAACUACCAUGCCGCUGAGUCCAAACUCAAUGAACUAACUACUGAUUUGCAAGAAUCUCAAACAAAGAACGCAGAAUUAAAAGAACAAAUUACGAAUUUGAACUCGAUGACAGCCUCCUUACAGUCACAAUUAAAUGAAAAACAACAACAGGUCAAGCAAGAAAGGUCAAUGGUAGAUGUUAAUUCAAAACAGCUAGAGUUGAAUCAAGUCACAGUAGCAAACUUGCAGAAGGAAAUCGAUGGUCUUGGCGAAAAGAUAAGCGUUUACUUAACUAAACAAAAGGAGUUAAAUGACUACCAAAAGACCGUGGAGGAGCAACACGCACAAUUACAAGCUAAAUACCAGGAUCUGUCCAACAAGGAUACUGAUUUAACGGACCGUGAAAAACAAUUGGAAGAACGUAACAGACAAAUUGAAGAACAAGAAAAUCUCUACCAUCAGCACGUUUCUAAAUUGCAAGAAAUGUUCGACGAUCUAUCACAGAGAAAAGCUUCUUUUGAAAAAGCUGAUCAAGAGUUAAAGGAGAGAAACAUCGAAUACGCUAACAAUGUGAGAGAGUUAUCCGAAAGACAAAUGAAUUUAGCUAUGGGACAAUUACCUGAGGAUGCUAAGGACAUUAUUGCGAAAAGCGCCUCUAAUACAGAUACAACAACCAAAGAAGCCACAUCAAGAGGAAAUGUUCACGAAGACACUGUAUCCAAAUUUGUCGAAACUACUGUUGAGAAUUCAAACUUGAAUGUUAAUCGGGUUAAAGACGAUGAAGAAAAGACAGAAAGAACCGAAAGUGACGUAUUUGAUAGAGACGUUCCAACUUUGGGAUCUCAAAGCGAUAGUGAAAAUGCCAAUACAAACAACGGCACCCAGUCAGGAAAUGAGACAGCAAAUCCAAACUUAACUGAAACAUUAAGUGAUAGGUUUGAUGGUGAUUUGAAUGAAUAUGGUAUUCCAAGAAGUCAAUCCUUGACAUCGUCUGUUGCAAACAAUGCUCCUCAAUCCGUAAGAGAUGAUGUUGAGCUACCGGAAACGUUGGAAGAACGUGACACCAUCAAUAAUACUGCGAAUAGAGAUAAUACUGGAAACUUAUCUCACAUUCCUGGUGAAUGGGAAGCUACCCCAGCUACCGCUUCUACUGAUGUUUUGAGCAACGAAACUACAGAAGUUAUUGAAGACGGAAGUACCACAAAAAGGGCUAAUUCAAAUGAAGACGGUGAGUCGGUCAGUUCUAUCCAAGAAUCUCCAAAAAUCUCUGCUCAACCAAAAGCAAAGACAAUAAAUGAAGAGUUUCCACCAAUUCAGGAAUUGCAUAUUGACGAAAGCGAUUCAUCCUCUUCAGACGAUGAUGAGUUUGAAGAUACCAGAGAAAUUCCAUCAGCAACAGUGAAGACCCUUCAAACUCCCUAUAAUGCCCAGCCCACAUCAAGUUUGGAAAUCCACACGGAACAAGUCAUAAAAUAUCCCGCUCCAGGCACUUCUCCUUCACAUAAUGAAGGUAACUCAAAAAAGGCAAGCACCAAUUCCAUUUUGCCUGUUAAGGACGAAUUUGAUGAUGAAUUCGCAGGGUUAGAACAAGCGGCUGUGGAGGAAGAUAAUGGUGCUGAUUCGGAAUCUGAAUUUGAGAAUGUUGCGAAUGCUGGGUCGAUGGAGCAAUUUGAAACCAUAGACCAUAAGGAUCUCGAUGACGAACUACAAAUGAACGCUUUUACAGGGACGUUAACUAGUUCCUCUAACCCAACUAUCCCAAAACCACAAGUACAACAACAGUCAACCAGUGACCCUGCUCAAGUAAGCAACGAUGAGUGGGACGAGAUUUUUGCUGGAUUUGGUAACUCCAAAGCUGAACCAACCAAAGUAGCUACCCCAAGCAUUCCACAACAACCAAUUCCAUUGAAGAAUGAUCCUAUCGUUGAUGCUAGCUUGUCAAAAGGUCCAAUAGUUAACCGCGGGGUUGCAACUACUCCAAAGUCUCUAGCCGUCGAGGAGUUAAGUGGCAUGGGAUUUACUGAAGAAGAAGCGCACAAUGCCUUGGAAAAGUGCAACUGGGAUCUAGAAGCCGCCACUAACUUUUUGUUGGAUAGUGCUUAG